Messenger RNA from Laccaria bicolor S238N-H82, 414 nucleotides. RefSeq lists its product as uncharacterized. The record is from RefSeq and is a predicted model, not a curated record. The transcript has a single exon. Lineage: Eukaryota; Fungi; Basidiomycota; Agaricomycetes; Agaricales; Hydnangiaceae. The coding region runs from base 1 to 414 and encodes 137 amino acids.
AUGCUCAAGAACACAUUUUCCAUCCCAGGAGCAAGCAAGCCUGAACACAUAUUUUACAAUACAAAUUGUGAUGCAAAACAACAGGCAGACACAUCAGGUGAUCCAUGGUUUCAAGACGUGGGCAUGUGCGUUGACAUCUGGCAUUUCCUGAACAAACACAAGGUGACACAUGAGUUCUGCCAACUAAAUUGCAACCCAGCAAUGUACCCUGAGCUACAGGAUGAUGACGGGAACUGGUUUUUCAACACGUCGGUUGCAGGGCAGACAAAUACAUGGCUUGGCGGAUACAGCUCAAUCAUCAGAGAGAUGCUCCCUGACAAGUAUGAUUUUUUCCUUGACGAAAUGAUCAGGCUCCAUAAUGCCGAAGUGCUCCAGAGGUUGGAGAAGGAGGGACACUGCCCUCGUAUUUUGUAA